Messenger RNA from Podarcis lilfordi (Lilford's wall lizard), 1648 nucleotides. The record is from the annotation of a GenBank genome assembly. Lineage: Eukaryota; Metazoa; Chordata; Lepidosauria; Squamata; Lacertidae.
AUGGUGAUGUCCCACGGCACCUACACCUUCCUCACCUGCUUUGCCGGCUUCUGGCUGAUCUGGGGGCUCAUUGUGUUGCUAUGUUGCUUCUGCAGCUACCUGCGGCGGCGCAUGAAGCGGCGGCAGGAGGAGCGGCUGCGAGAGCAGCACCUGCGCACCCUGGAGAUGGAGCCCCUCCACUACGAGGGCUAUGGGGGCCCUGCCUACGGGGGCUCCGGCUAUGGGGGCGGGUACAUCAGGAACCCGCCGGGCAUCGCGGUACCUCACCGACUCCGGAUCGAGCCCCAUCGCCCUCACCUCCCACCCCCGAGGCCGUGGAGCUGCAGGCAUGGUAAGGGCACCCGAAGGGGACUGAGCCCACUCCUGGUGCAGAAUACAGUCGCGUUUGGGAGGAGCGCUGCUUCUGCAGGUGGGUAGCUGGCUGGCGAGAACAGAAGAAGUCAGGCCAUUGGUCCAUCCAUUGGCUGGCAGGGGCUCCCCAGGGUUCACGCAGGAGUCUCCCCGCCCUCUCUGGAGAUGCUGGGGAUUGAACCUACAACCUUCUGCAUGCAAGGCAGAUGCCCCACCACCGAGCUACAGCUAAGGGAGCCAAAGCUGCCUCCAGUAGGCUGAAAGGGUUCAGCCUUCAGACCGAACUGCUAUUAACCCAGAGCUUGCAAAGUUUCAGCUCCAUUAAUGGCAGCUUCCAACAAAAUAUGAAGGAAUGAAAGAAAACAUUGCUUUGGGCUGCCUUCAGAAGUCUUCUAAAAGUCAGAUAGUUGUUUAUUUCCUUGACAUCUGACACGAUUGUUCCACAGGGUGGGUGCCACUGCAGAAAGGGCCCUCUGCUUGGUUCCCUGUAAAUUCACAUCUUGCAGUGAGGGAACUGCCAGAAGGCCCUCAGAGCUGGACCUGUGUCUGGGCUGAAUGAUGGGGGUGGAGAAGCUCUUUCCAGUAUGAAGGGCUGAAAUGGGCAGGAUCUCAGGAGGCUUGUUUAAGAGGAAGGUGGGGUCAGAAUGCCCAUUCCGUGUAUCCAAAGUCUUGCACCAUCCCUGAUCCCAUUUGCUUGCCUGUGAAGUGUAGGUCUGUGGUUGUAGCAGCUCUUGGCUUGUGAUAAUAGAGCUUAGGGUGUUUGUGUCUCUGUCUCUCCCCAAACCUUGCUUGGGACAGGUGAGCUUGUAUUUUGCAUGCCUGGGGGGAAGAGAGCAGGCAAUGGUGGGAUGGCACACUUAACUGUAUCAGUUCCUUGCACUCGGUCACUGUGAUUGCUUUGCUUGCAGAACCAGAUCCAUCCAAGCCACCUUGCUACGAGGAAGCAGUGCUGAUGGCCGAGCCGCCGCCGCCUUACAGCGAAGUGCUGACGGACACGCGCGGCUUGUACCGCAAGAUCACCACCCCCUUCCUGAGCCACGAGCAGCCGGAGAAGCAGGAGCAGCCGCCCAGCUACAAGCCCCUCUUCCUGGACCGGGGCUACAGCUCAGCGCUCCACCUGCCCAGCACAGCCAGCCGGGGCCCCACCUGCACCAACCUCUACUUGGAGGCUGAGCACUCGCAGCGCAUCUUCCCCAGCUGGACAGACUCAGAAUUCAGCACCAGAGACAGCUAUGAGCCGGGGCCCUGGCACCUGCCGGUCUCAAUGCCUUUGUUUGGCAGGACUACUGCAGUUUAG